AUGGCCUGCCGACCCGAUCCAGAGAUUGUGCUUUACGACUUGGCCUGCACCAAGAACGUCUGUUUCUCUCCAGUAGUGUGGCGUAUCCGCCUCCUGCUCAACUAUAAACAGAUCCCUUACAAAACCAUAUUCCUCGAAUUUCCCGAUAUUGAACCUACACUGAAAGCGCUCGGCAUAGAAUCCCAAUCCAAGUACACAGUUCCUGCCAUCCACCAUGUGCCGAGUAACACUUAUAUGAUGGACUCGACUCCCAUCGCUCAAUUUAUCGAGUCUACCUAUCUAGACCGGCCAGUUCCGUUGACUUCAGAGCUCGGGCGUGAGAUCGAAACUAAAGCACGCGCUGUUGUCGGCCCGACCUUCCGCAACUCAGUAAUGCCGCGAGAGGCGAAUAUUCUGUCUCCUCUCUCACAGGAGUACUUCCGCAGAGCUUGUGAAGCAACCCUUGGACAUCCGCUCGAGGAUCUUCUUGAGCGGGAGGAGAACAGUUGGAAUUCCUUGGCAGACGGUAUUCGUGCUGUCGGGGAACUGAUGCAGACAAACAAAGCCGAUGGGCCUUUUGUACUAGGCGCCCAACCAAGCUAUACUGACUUUUUCAUUGCUGGUUCCCUUCAGAGUGCUAGGAUGGUGGACGAGGGGGUAUUCCAAAGGAACAUCAAGUUCCCUGGUUAUUGGGAGAUUUAUGAGGCUUGUUUACCAUACAUGGACAAAAGAGAUUAA
Messenger RNA from Penicillium subrubescens, 717 nucleotides. Its product is annotated as glutathione S-transferase family protein. Lineage: Eukaryota; Fungi; Ascomycota; Eurotiomycetes; Eurotiales; Aspergillaceae. The record is from RefSeq and is a predicted model, not a curated record. The transcript has 2 exons. The coding region runs from base 1 to 717 and encodes 238 amino acids.